AUGAACCACAACUCAAUUGAGGUAUUGCUGGUAGAGGACAACAUCAACGAUGCAGAACUGACGCUGCGGGAAUUGAAAAAGCACCACCUGGCCAAUGCCUGCUACCAUGCAAAAGAUGGGGAGGAAGCGCUUGAUUUUAUUUUUGCCACCGGCAAAUUUGCCGGCCUCAGAAGUAUUGGCGCGCCACCCAAGCUGGUGCUGCUGGACAUCCAGAUGCCAAAAAUAAAUGGCAUAGAAGUACUGGAAAAGAUUAAAGGAGAUGAGCGUACCAAAACCACGCCGGUAGUGAUGCUUACUUCUUCCAAGGAAGAUCCCGAUAUCCAAAAAUGCUAUAAGCUGGGCGCCAACAGCUACAUUGUAAAACCGGUAAAUUUUGAAAGCUUUACCCAGGCAAUAAAAAAUAUUGGCUUUUACUGGCUGCUACUGAAUCAAGACCCUCAUUAA
Messenger RNA from Ostertagia ostertagi, 444 nucleotides. Lineage: Eukaryota; Metazoa; Nematoda; Chromadorea; Rhabditida; Trichostrongylidae. The record is from the annotation of a GenBank genome assembly.